AUGUGGGACAUUUUUCUAGCUUUGCUUGAUGGAGACCUGAAUGCAGAAGAAAACAGUACUGCACAAGUUUAAAUUUGAUUUCAAGUUGAUUGUCCAGUGAAGUGACUGUAGUUGUUCUGCACGGGUGGUCGUCCUGAUGGUCGUAUAGUUUAGGAACGUUUUGUUGCAAUACAGUAAAAACCCGCGAUUAAGAACCCGCAUUUUUUCAAGUUAGCCUAAACAAGUUCUUACAGAAAUGGUAAUUAGCACAAAUUUAGGCCAUUUAGGUUCUUAUCUUCUAAAGAAAAAAUAGAUUACAGCUAAGAGUAUUUAGUGGUAUUCAGCUUAUUCUCUAAUAAAAUCUGCAUAGGUAUUCAGCUCGGAUUCCCCAAUAAAAUCUGCAUACCAUUACAUUCAGCUGUACAUUGCAGUUGGACGGGUAAUUCUUCAAAGAGGGUCCUGAUUGCUGGCUUAUCGCAUUUGCUCAUUCUUACUGCGUUUCUUCUUAGAGAUUUUAGAAAAUAAGAACCUGUUUCAAAUUUUAGGCUUAACUGGUUCUUGUAUAGAAGGGGCCUAACUGGUAAAUUUUGGCCUAAAAGGUUCUUAAAAACAAGGUUCCUAAGCCGCAAAUUUCUACUGUAUCUCACUACACUUUCCGUGAAAAUUUUCACAUUAUGCUUGAAAACUAAAUUCCUAACAGCAUCUUUUUACCACUAUACGAUGGAGACCGAAACAGGAACACCUGACUGAAAACUAAUAAAUGGCUUUGUUUUAGGAGCGGAUGUUAUUUCCACGGUUGGUCGAUAAUUUUUCAGUAAUUUUAAGACUAAAGAAUGACUUGAUUGAUCGAGGUCAGUGACUAUUCAAUUCCUUUGCAAUGAUUUAAUCACGUCCCCGUCGAUAUGAUCAAGUUUUUAUUUUUCGUACAUUUAUAUCAAGUUAUUUUUUUUUUACCCAAAACAAGCAAACAAGUGUUGCACUGUAGGACACAGGACGCGGAAUUUACUAGAAACUCAAAAGUUUUCGACAGAGAAAUUAUGAUUACAUUAGUAAUUCACUUGAGGUACAGUCAUUAAAGUGUAGCGAGGAUUGUUAACUGCUAUCUCACUUGGGGAUUAAAAUCAACAUUUAUUAAUAUAACUGGCGCUAGAUAUCGAAGAAGCCAUAAAGGAGAAUGAAAAUUAAGGAUAUGAUGAUCUGUGCCUGUUAAGUCUUCCGCUUUUUAUCAACUCAGUUAGCUUACAUAUUAAGAGUCUCUUAAAUUAAUUGUUUGUUUCUUCCAUUCUGAAUAAAUGUUAUCUUUGUCAUUAGUGAGUCAGCGAAAACACAAUGGCCAACGCGGAAUAAAAACAAAAUUCCAAGAAUAUUUUUGUCUGGAAACUCCAUAAAAGAAAAAAGUGGACAGCUAACAGUCAGUGAAGUUCAGCUUAGUUCUUCGUCACCAUUUAAACGCGCAGUCUAUUCGCUAUUAGUCCAGUAUCCUUCGAUACAGAGCAGGUAAGGACGAAAACUCUAUCGAAAAGACUUUUUGCUUAUAAAAAUGUAUAUCUCAUAGUCUAUGAUCUGACUGAGUCUUAGCAAACUUUAAAGAGUUACUACUGACUGAAUUUAUUCAUAUUGGAUUGAAGUUUACUUUCCAACUUGAGUAAUGGAUAAUGUUGGGGGAAGUUCUCUUAGCUAUAUCAAUCAUUAAUAAUCUGAUAUCGCUUAACUUGUGAAAUAGGUAGCAGACACUUCUUCACAGUAUUACACUCUAAUUUCAUUACUUUCUUUUGGUAUGUUGUAAACUAUUGAGCACUAAUUGUUACGAGAUACUGCUCUACGGGUUACAUAAAAUCACUUGAUCAAACUAUCUCGAUAACUGUCAGCAACCACAAUUAAUAAGUUUCUUUUUUCCGAUAAUUUCUCUUACGUGCCCGAAGUCUGAUAACAUUGAUUUAACCCGGCUUUAAGCUGGGUCUUCAAGCCACCCUCCUUUUACUGAAGCACAAAGUUAUGAAGCAAAAGCAAAAUUUAUGCCUUUCGGGAGCGACUACACAGGAAAUAGGGCCAAGUAUGAAGUCAUUAGGCUGCGGAUACAAUUGAAAACGAUGAAGGGACUUAUUUUUGGUGGCCGUCAGCGGUCUUUUGUUGUGGCUCGUUUUACUCGGCAGUGAAGGACUUGUUUGUUGUUUGUAUACUGCGAAGAAACAACUGAGCCAAACGAACCGCUCGAUGUCUGAUAAAGUGUGCAAGUGACCCUGCAUUCUAUCAGUGAAUUCCAGUUAAGCCAAAGUUCGAAUUCGCAAGCAUAGAAGUAAAGCUAAGAAAGAUGACAGAUUUUUACAUGAUUACAAGGAAUAAAGCGUUUAACAGUACCCUGGCUCCAGAGGUCCGUUCUCAAAAUAUCCUGCGGAUGAAAUAAACCGAGCUUACGGUUUGAUAAGGCUGCCGAAACGUUACUUUUUUCUCCUCGGCGCUUCGCGCCUCUUUAACGCGGCUUCGCCGCUAACCAUAAGUAUCGAUAAGAAAAAAAUAUCCUCUGGAACACAGGGUAGUUUAACAGUAGUUCUUUCAAUUUAACGAAAACAGUAUCGAAACUGAGUUGAGAACCAAUGUGGGCUCAAAAUAACAGAUAAAAUAUUUCUGAGUCGAAGCUUAUCGGUUUAUUCAUUGAAAGCACCGAGUUGUAUAUUAUCUUACAGUGUACUCACGGUACAACUGACUGGAAAGGAAAGGUCUCAGUGAAAGAGUUGAGGGUGGUCUUAACGUAACGGUAAUUAAGGAGCGAUGACCGGAUAUCGAAAUGAUUCUAAUUUAGCAGGCAAUUGAAAUUCGUUCCUUACAUCGCUCGCUUUUCAGUUUGGAGAGAGACUAAGUUUUGAAACAGAAUAAUGUUGAAAUGCUAAGACUGAAAACGACUAUCCUUAUUUAGUUUUUAAUUAUUAUUAUAUAAUCAAGAAAAUGAUAAAUAUAGCCAUUACAGCAACAUAUUACAUCUUUUGUUAUAGAAAUAGGAACUGGGAUAGCCCAGACUUAAUGUAAUUUUGAUUUCUUUUUCUUUCUUUUUUAAUAAUCCAAUCUCAAGCAGCAUAGUUGCCUAUACGUAGCGAGAUUUACAAUUGUACAUUCAAAAACAUAAAUAAAGUUUCCAUUAAUAACGUACCUCGCUCACGAGGAGCUGAAGGAGCAAAGGUUGAGUUUUCAAAGGAUCUGCAGAAUAAUAGUUAGUUUUAUACCAACUCAUGCCAUUUAAACUCAGCAAGUUAGGAGUAUAAACCACAAACCGAACAUUAACAGGCAUUGUCAUGUAGUUUAAUAAACUUUGUCGAUGUUAUGUCACUGAGUCGCUUCAUAUUUGCAUGAUAAUUCUGAAACUGACCUAGAACGCACCAACAGGUGCAUAUAAUGUUACGUAAAAUCAGUGAAUAGCUCAUUCUCGUGAUUUCCAAAUCAGAACUCGGGGAAAAAUAUCUUAAUUUCCUUUAAUAUUGCCAAGAAAUAAACAACAAAUAAACGAAUAAGCCCUGAAAUAUUAGUCAAGAUAUAAGUAUCAAGCGUUCGUUGUUGUAGGAGACCGUACUUUUUUUAAUGAUUAAAUUGAUCUCACGCUUCGGCGUCUUUCUGAAACCAAACGUGGGACAAAAAGUUUUUUCUAGCUUUGCUUUUUAAACAUCUGAGAGCAGAAUAAAAAAGUACUGCCAAGCUGAAAUGUGAUUUCAAGUUUUUUCCUCAAAACACACCAGAUUGAUUUUUAGUUUAGAUACCAGUGAACAAUUAUCUGUAGUUAAAGAACACAGUUCAUGAACAAGCCGUGAACGGUAGACCUUUUAUUAAAUUUCUUUUCUAAAGCACUGGACAAUCAUUUUCUCCUCGUUUUUACAAAGUUCUCAUUUCAGAAUUUUUCUUGGAAUUUAUCCUGUCUAAGUUGUUACUGACAACUUAACCUCGCAUGCAUUUCUUUGUCUACAGCCAGCGGUUGAACUGAACGGUUAAGGAGAUACCAGUGCAGACUAAAAGUUUCAUUGACGGGAGUAAUCAACAUGUCUUCACUAAUAACAGCUGUAUUUAAAGCCACUAUCGGCCUGUUGGUGAAUAAAGGAAGAGAUAAACUGGCAGAAAGGUUGAAUGAGGGUGAUGUUACAGAUCAGAAAUUCCGUGGCCUGAUUGUCCGUGAAAUCGAUGAAAUAAAAUCGAAGUUGGAUGGUUUAGCAAGAAAGGAUUUGUUAGCGAGUAUCAGCCUUUUUAAAGAAGGAAUCGAGUUGUUGUAUGAAGUGUUUGAAAGUGCCAGACCCAGUAGCGAGCAUCGCGCGGUAGAAGCAGCUGCAACAGCUUGUGUUGAGCCAUUCGAUAUUGCUAAAGAAAUGAGGAAAUUACAGCUUACUGCCUUGGAUGAGUCGGCCACGAGGAAGCUUAGCACAGCGAAGGAGACAUUUGGUGAAGCUCGAUUGGAAGCAAUAAAAGCUUUUAGUAAUGAAGCUUUGGAAUUACCUGAUCGCCUGUUAGCUAUGCAAUAUCGACUGAUGGCUACGAUACUGAGGGCAAUUGACAAUCCUACCGACGCAUUAGCGGCUUGUAGAGUCUGCCUUCACGACUUACACCAAGUGCCAGCUGUUAAAGAAUAUUUCAAAGUUGAGUUGGAGGAAGGAUUGAGUUUGAGGGCUCCAUUUAAAAAAAAAGAAAGAAGGCAAAUAAUUUUUUCUGUCUGUCACGCUAAUCGUGUGAUCUUUGAUGUAAUGAACAUGCUCGGUAGUGGAAAAAUGUGGACGUUACCUGAUGUUGAAACUGGGAAAGAGAAAGUUGAUCCACUCCGUCACGAAAGAGUUGUUAAAGCACUGACAAAACAAGGUAACGAGCGCUGCUGUUUGCUAUGGUCAUUUGGUCAGGAGGGUGAAGAGAAGCACAAGCUGGAGUGUCCGUUUGGUAUCGCUACAAACCAUAGAGGCCAAUUCCUGAUAGCAGACAAUGGGGAUAAAACCGUGAAGGUGUUUGAUAGCAACGGAAAGUUUGACUUUAGGUUUAAUCCUCAAACUGAUGACGCCGAUACAAAGUUAGUUAUUUUGGAUGUCGCCACUGCAGGCGAGGACGGCAGGAUUUAUCUUCCGGUCGGACUGAAGAAGCCUGGGGCUGAGGAAUGGGAGAGUGAAGUGCAGGUUUUUAACAAGACUGGUGACCUACAGCACAAGUUUCCUGUGAGGAGACGGGGCUGGGACGACAAACUAACAGUGACCAGCGGCAAACAACGCGGCAAAAUUCUGCUGUUGGCACGUGACGAUGUUGAUAUUCAUGAGGCGAGUGGCGAGUUCGUUUGUAGCUUUGGUGGAGGAGUGUUCAAGGAUGCAAGAGAUAUCACUGCUACUUGUGAUGGUCGCGUCAUGAUCCUGGACCUAGGCGAUGACAGUUUGUACAUAUUUGAUGUGGAGGGACACCAGCUUGGCAAAUUUAAUAUCAAACAUGAGAGAGAUGUCUAUGAUCGCAUUGCAUGUCACCCGGCAAGUGAACAUUUUGUCCUUGCUGGUAAUGAACGAGAGACAGGCCGCCUGACGCUGGCUAUAUACACUGUUAAUGGCGAAUUUGUUCGCAGAAUUCAGCUGGAUGAAGUAGUACUUUCAGUACGUGGAAUAACAGUGACCGUGGAGGGUCACAUUGCUGUGGCUUUACAGGCUAUUAAAGACGAAGAUACUCUCCAAGUAAAGGUAACUGCUGUGGCUUACUACGGAAAGGUAAUUGUUGUUUAA
Molecule: messenger RNA, 5696 nt
Organism: Porites lobata
Lineage: Eukaryota; Metazoa; Cnidaria; Anthozoa; Scleractinia; Poritidae
Source: the annotation of a GenBank genome assembly